Messenger RNA from Naegleria gruberi, 2337 nucleotides. Its product is annotated as sodium:neurotransmitter symporter-like protein. The record is from RefSeq and is a predicted model, not a curated record. Bases 57 to 2258 code for a protein of 733 amino acids. Lineage: Eukaryota; Heterolobosea; Eutetramitea; Acrasida; Naegleriidae. Gene Ontology annotation, biological process: sodium ion transmembrane transport. Gene Ontology annotation, cellular component: membrane. The transcript has 2 exons.
AAUCAACAACUCCUUGUUUUUAAAUAUCUUUGAAAUCACACAACCAAAAGAGAAUCAUGUCUUCUGAUCAUCAACAGACUCGUCAUCGGGUGGGUCAACACGUAGACGAUGGUGAUGAUGAUGAAUUAAUGAGUACAGAUAAUGGGCUAUCCAAUAAUCAUCAGCAUCAUCAUCAUCUUCAGGAAGGAGAUCAUCAUAAUAUAAUUAUUAAACAUAAUCAUCACGAACAUGGCUCUGAUGAUGAUUUGGAGUUGAAAAAUCAACAGAGAAAUCGCUCCGAAGAGGAUUUGGGUUUGAAUUACUCGCAAUCAAUGAAUACCUUUGAUGAAAAUUCGAAUAUGAUCAAUGAUGAAGAAGAAUCAAACGAACAAGAUUCGAGUGAAAAAAGGAAGGAAUCAUCAACGAUACCAACCACACCAGCACCUACCAAUAAUCAUCAAAGGCAACAGUGGGGAUCUCGUCUUUCCUUCAUCUUGGCUACAAUUGGAGCUGCUAUUGGCUUUGGAAGUUUUGUUAGAUUUCCAUAUCUUGCUUACAAGCAAGGAGGAGGUGCUUUCCUAAUUCCAUAUACUGUUUGUUUAAUUGUUUUGGGUAUUCCACUGUUAAUUCUCGAGUUGAGUAUGGGACAAUUAUUGAGGAAGAGUAGUAUCAAAGCUCUCGGAUUGUUGAACAAUCGUAUGAGAGGUUUGGGAGUUGCUGCUGUUCUAUUUGGAGGAUUUGGAAUUUGUACUUAUUAUAGUGUUUUGAUUUCUUGGAUUUUUGUCUAUUUCUAUCACAUGUUUGCAUGGGAACUUCCUUGGAAAGGAAAAACUGAAGAAUAUUUCUAUGAUGUGAUUUUGAGACGUAGUUCUGGUGAUACAGUUGUGAGUGAAUUGAAUAUUGCCAUUACUGUUUCAUUGUUUUUAGUGUGGGUUUCAGUUUACUGUGGUGUUUGGAAGGGAACUAGCUCAACAGGAAUAAUCACGUAUAUUACUGUUCCACUCCCAAUAUUAUUGCUAUUAAUCUUGUUGAUUACUAGUUUCUUUUUGGAGGGAAGUUGGACAGGAAUGUACUAUUUCAUCAAGCCAGAUUUUACAAAGAUUUUGAAUGUGGAAAUUUGGUUAACUGCAGCUGGUCAGGUAUUCUUUUCAUUGAGUUUGGCCAGUGGUACCAUGAUUGCUCUGUCAUCCUACAAUGAUCCAAAGCAAAAUAUUGUCAAAGAUGCUUGGAUUAUUGGUUUGUCCACUUACAUUUUCAGUAUUUUUGCUGGAUUUUGCAUGUUUGCUAUUUUGGGAUAUAUGGCCCAUUCUAAGGGUGUUGAAAUUGAUCAUAUUGUUCAAGGAGGUUUGGCAUUGGCCUUUGUUGUCAUUCCUGAAGCUAUUACCUUAAUGCCAGCUUCACAUGUUUUUUGCAUCUUGUUCCUUGUUGCCAUGUAUACUCUUGCUAUUGACAGCUGUUUUGGUAUGAUUGAAGGUGUUAAUGCAGUAAUUCAUGAUGCUUUUCCAAAUCUCAAAUUGCAUUGGAUUUCUUUAGUGACUUGUUUUUUGGGAUUCAUUUUUGGUAUUCCAUAUUGUUUAGACAAUGGAUACUAUUUGAUGGAUAUUGUGGACCAUUACUUGAGUGAUUUCUGUUUGGUAUUGUCAGCUAUUGGACAAUGUAUUGUUGUAGGAUAUUUGAUUUCAGACGAAUCAGUAAUUGCCAGAGUUAGGAAACAAUGGAGAGAAUACUCUUCUUCAUCUUAUGCCAAUGUUGAAGAAGGUAAUGCUACACCAAUUGAUUCAUCAGAGCAGCCAGCCACCAGACCUACUCCUCAAUGGAAACUCAGAGUGAAAAAGUAUCUUUCUCUCACUGAUACCAUUCUUUUCCAUAGUAUUGAUGAAUUCAGACUUCGUAUCAAGAAGGUCUGUAAUUUUGGACCUCACAAAGAGUGGAGCAUUUUCAUCAAGUAUAUUGGACCAAUUAUUUUAUUAAUCUUGUUGAUUAUUCAGUUGGUUAAGGAAAUCACCUCACCUUACUCUACAAAAGGUUCAGAUUCAAAGGAAUUCGACUGGCUCUCUCUCACAAUUGGAUUAUGUAUCAUAUUUGGAUAUUUGGGUACUUUUACUAUCUUUGCCAUCUUCCCUCGAUUGGCCACUCAAAAAUCUGAAGAUCCUGGAAAUUCGUGGAGAGCUGUUUUGGACAAAUAUGAAAAGGAAGAUUCUGAAAAAGAAGAAGAAUCCAAAACUAAUAAUCUGGAGGAAGAAUUACAAAAUGUCGUUCCAUCCACUCCUCAAGAAUAAUUGUAAUAUAUUUGCAUAACUUUUAUUUUUGAUUCAUUAACAUUGUGAUUACAUUAAAUUCAAUUAUAAUUAUAAUCUU